Molecule: messenger RNA, 2146 nt
Organism: Anopheles arabiensis
Lineage: Eukaryota; Metazoa; Arthropoda; Insecta; Diptera; Culicidae
Product: cytochrome P450 306a1-like
Exons: 6
Coding region: 601-2118 (505 amino acids)
Biological process (GO): xenobiotic metabolic process
Cellular component (GO): intracellular membrane-bounded organelle; cytoplasm
Molecular function (GO): iron ion binding; oxidoreductase activity, acting on paired donors, with incorporation or reduction of molecular oxygen, reduced flavin or flavoprotein as one donor, and incorporation of one atom of oxygen; heme binding
Source: RefSeq, a predicted model, not a curated record
GAAUGAGAGCGAAAUAGAAAAAUCCUUCGUUACUUGUUUUCUUGUUGUGUUGUGCUUAAUGAUGGAACGUAAACGAAAGUAAACCGAAAAUGGAAUGAAACUAAUUGAGUGAGAAGAACACUAAAACUAAGAAAAACCAAAUCUGAACGAACGCUCCCCUCUGGCUUUUUUGCUAGCUAUGCAGUUCUUCGAUGGCCAGCAUUCGGAAGUUACGUACAACAAUUAGAAUAAAUGGAGUGAAUAAAUGAUUUACAGUGUUCACAUUUACAAGUCUGAAGCAAUUGGAAUUCCAAAUUUAGUGGUGGUGAAAGAUAUUUAUGUGGAGGUUGGGAAGAGAUGGCUGCAGUUGUUAUUGGACAGUAGGAACCGAAGCAUCGUGAAGUGUUUGCAUUUUAUACAUCUGGUACAUCUGGUUUUAGGAAUUUAAAAUAGUGACAGCAUUUUUUGCGAACUAUUUUUAUGUUGGUCGGUCAAAAUCAUUGAUUCAACAAGUGAUUUAUUAAAAACAAAAUUUCAAGUAAAGUACAAGGAGAGAGUUACUGGAGCGGAUUUAUUAUACGAGGAUCUACUGUAUAUUCAUAUGAAUUAUAUAGUUACACAAUGAUAAUGCUGAUGUGUUUAGUAAUUUUGUUAUUGUUUUGCUGUAUCUUCAUAACUUUGUUGAGCCGACACAAAAAGCCUCCGGGACCAUAUGGUUUUCCAUUUAUUGGAUGUUUAACAUUAAUUGACCCUCUUAAACCAUACGAAACUUUUUCUCGACUUGCACGACAAUAUGGUACUACAUACGGGUUGUGGAUGGGACAAGUUUAUACUGUAGUACUAACUGAUCCUACCUUAAUUCGAACCAUUUUGUCAAAGGAUGAAGCCACCGGUCGAGCACCCUUGUUUAUUACACACGGUAUAAUGGGAGGUCAUGGAAUCAUUUGCGCUCAAGGUAAUUUAUGGCGCGAUCAACGCCGAUUAUCAAUCGAUUGGCUUCGUAAAUUGGGAAUGGUUAAGUAUGGAUGUGCUCGAUUAAAUCUUGAACGGAGAAUUAAUUCUGGACUUAUCGAAAUGCUUCAGGACAUUGAUAAUAUGGUAGAUAAGACACCACAAGGUUUAAACCCAUCUCCUAUCAUACAUCACGUGCUCGGAAAUUUAUUAAAUGAUUUAGUUUUUGGUAUAAAAUACGAAAAGAACAAUGUUACAUGGAAAUAUUUACAGCACCUUCAAGAAGAAGGUGUGAAGCAUAUUGGAGUAUCUAUGGCUGUGAACUUCUUACCAUUUUUGAGAUAUUUACCUUCUACUCGUAGAACAAUCAAUUUUCUUCUCAGUGGAAAACAUCAAACACAUGCUAUUUAUGAUGCUUUGAUAUCCAAUCAACGAAGCAAGUUGCGUUCUUGUGAUACAUUUAUUGAAGAGCAGGAGGAGUGCAUAUUAACAUAUUUUUUAAAAGAAGCCGCAAAACGACAAGAAGCAGGUCGACCGGAUGCUGCAUUUUGCGAUGACAUACAGCUACGCCAUUUGAUGGCAGACUUGUUCGGGGCAGGUGUGGAUACUACAUUUACUACGAUUCGAUGGGCUUUGCUAUAUAUCGCCCUAUAUCCAACUGUUCAAAAGCGUCUUCGAGAAGAACUGAGACAAAGACUGGUCGUGAAUGAGCCACCUUCGUUGAAAGAUGUGGAGGCUUUGCCCUAUUUACGGGCAACCAUCGCGGAAGUGCAGCGAAUUCGUACCGUUGUUCCGCUUGGUAUACCUCAUGGAACAACUAAGGAAAUAAAGAUUGGUGAUUUUAAAAUUCCAUCAAAUACAAUGAUCAUGCCUGUAGUAUGGGCUGUGCACAUGAAUCCUAUACUAUUCAACGCGCCUAACACUUUCAAGCCAGAACGGUUCCUGGAUUUAGAGGGGCGCUUCUCCAUUCCAAACUACUUUCUUCCAUUUCAAGUCGGCAAACGUAUGUGUUUGGGCGAAGAGCUUGCUAGAAAUAUUCUUCAUUUGUACAUCGCCAAUAUAGUGUAUCAUUACGAUUGGAUUCGGAUAUCUCCUGAGGAUGCUAUGUUGAUCGAUUUAACAGGAAAUUGUGGAUUAACCUUAACUCCCCCAGACUAUAUAAUUAUAUUCUCGAAAAAUAAUAAAUAAAACUGUUAAAAACGUUGUAUCAAUUUUA